Messenger RNA from Lactuca virosa, 261 nucleotides. The record is from the annotation of a GenBank genome assembly. NCBI's taxonomy places the organism in Eukaryota, Viridiplantae, Streptophyta, Magnoliopsida, Asterales, Asteraceae.
AUGGGAAAAUGGAUGACGAUGAAGAUAAAGAUUAGGAUUGGUGUUGGUUUUGCACAGGAAGAAUCCACUGAAAUCUCGGAUUUUCAACGGAAACAAACCAUAGCCUGGUCAAAGAUUUCAAUCGAUCUUAACAGGAAAACCCUAGAUUUGUUACUUACAAAAGACUGCUCUGGGUUCCAGUUUGAAUUUGCUGCUGGCGAUUGUAACGUUGCAAAAGAGUUAGAUUCUGUUUUUGGGAGACGAAUUGUGAUUAUUGUGUGA